Mercenaria mercenaria is the source of this 4082-nucleotide messenger RNA. RefSeq lists its product as uncharacterized. Gene Ontology annotation, molecular function: protein binding. Lineage: Eukaryota; Metazoa; Mollusca; Bivalvia; Venerida; Veneridae. The coding region runs from base 192 to 2582 and encodes 796 amino acids. The record is from RefSeq and is a predicted model, not a curated record. The transcript is spliced from 9 exons.
AUCCAAAAUGGUCGUAUGUGUAAGAUAAAUUACCGUGUUUUUUUUUAUUUGUAAAUCGAAAGCGGAAGUAAAAUAAAAUGAAUAGAAACGAUUUUACGUUGUUUAUUAAUGUCGUUGAUCUAUUCUAAAUGUGUGUAUGUGUGUGUGUUUUCCUAUGGAGAGAUUAAAAGAUCUACAAACAGAUAAUCAGCAUGCCUAUGUCAGAAAUGGUAGACACUCAGGAUGUAUCUGAAUGGGAUUUUGUGGGAAGGAAACUCGACUUUCGCAAUUUUGAUCAAGCUUGGAGUAAGCACAAACUGUUUGGAAUAUUUGGUAUCAGAUCUGUUGGAAAAUCAAGGUGUGUCAGGGAAUACAUAAAAUCGAAACAAUGUCACGUGACACAUGUAGAACUCCAGUACAUAGACUGUAUAGAGUCCUUACACUCUAAUAUAUGUGCUCUGCUUGGGCUAGAACCAAACCCUAAUUCCACAGAGACAGACCAGUGGAUCAAAGAAAUAAUUUCGGCUGUUGCGCACGCGUCAAAGAAUGAAGGUUUUGUGGUUUUCUUUGAUAACGCAGAGAAUGUUAUAGAAAGUCCUUUCAAAGAUAAGUUUUUAUUGUUACUGACUAAACUUGUAAAGGGAUGCCGCAAGAUAAAGAUAUUCGUUACAUCAACCACACGCAUCCAGUUCAGUCAGUUUCGGUUCUUCACACACGAGGUACAUCCGUUGGUCCCGAGUGAGGCCAAAGAGUUACUACAGACAGUUGCUCCUGAUGUUGACCUCGGAGAAUACGGUGAUGUUAUUGUCAAGCUCAGUGAAGGUUUACCACUGAUGUUGCUGAUGAUUGGUGCUGAGCUGAAGGAAGAUGACGGACUACUUUCACCGGCAGAUAUGGUGGAACUGUUGUGCAAAUGUCGUCUGGAAACACUGAGUAACGAGUUUUACCCAGAGGAAGACAGAGUAGGUGAUGUGUACAGAAACUUUAUUCUUCGAUUAUCCGGGGAGUUUCAAAGUCACCUGACAGAGUUAGACUACAUACCUGGUUCUUUUAAUGUUCAAGAAGCUGGCGGUCUUCUUGGUAUUGAGACAGAGGCAAUGACGAAACAAACUGCAAUAAUACCUAUCAGAAGAAAACACAUGCUCAAUUACGAUCCAGAAAACAGGCGCUUUAAUAUUCAGGGGAUCCUCCGUGAAGUAUUAAAUGCCAAUUUUGCCAUUAAAGAUCUACCUGAGUUGCGGAAGAAAUACUGCAAGGUGUUUACAGAUGUUAUGAAGAAGAUAUCAGAGCAAAUGGGAACAGACGAAUAUACAAGAGCAUUUUCAGAAUUUGCAGUUGAACAACCAAAUCUGCAGAAACUUCUUGGAGAUGUUGAGUACACUAGAGAGGACACGUACCAUUUCUUCAUAGAAAUUGUGUCUUCAUACACGCCUGUCAUUGAGACAUUCAUGUCGCGUGAGAGUGACACGUUCUAUGAUGCGUGUCUGAGAUUAACAGAUAUGUAUGGUAAAACAAGAGAUAAAGCGGUUGUACAUAUAGCUGUUGGCAGUAUGGCCACCAACACAAAAGGUGAUUUCUUACAUGGCGCUAACAAUUACCAAUCGGCACUUACAGUGUUGGAAAAUAUGGAGAAAUCUAUUCAACUGGCUUCAGUCUAUCAGAAACUGGGAUGGAAUAUGCACAAGCAAGGGUUGAACGACGAAGCUAUUCAGUAUUACAAGAAGUCUCUUGAUAUCUCGUUAUUUGGUGGACCUGAGUACGAGUAUCUGGCAAUGCAGUCAUUCAGCUGUAUGGGAAUAUCACACACUUUCCUAGGAAAUUUUGAAAGAGCUGAAAAGUACCAUAUUACUUGUUUAAAUCGCCGUAAAGCUCAGUUGGGAGAAUGUCAUCCAAAUAUUGGCGCCACAAUAAACAAUAUUGGUCUCUUAAUGGACCAGAAGGGGGACUCUGCUAAAGCGCUAGAGUAUCACCUGCAAGCCUUGGACAUCAAGAGAAAGUCUAAAGCGCCUGUGACAUCACUGAUUUAUUCAUUAAGCAAUGUCGCAAAUGCUUAUAAUGCGCUUGGAAGGUACGACGACGCACAUGCUCUGUUAGACGAGGCAAUGAAACUCAUAAGGGAACAAAAAAUACCAAUGAAAGACACAGAAGCGCUUAUUUAUAACACAAGAGGGAAGGUUUGUUCUAAGGCUGGUAAUUUAGAUGGAGCGCAUGAAGCAUUUGCAAUGAGCGUAAAUCUUAGCAAAGAAAUUUCGAUGAAAGGGUUUCUGCUAAUGAAAAGAAUUGUCAGUUUGGCGGAAGUACAAGAGCGCCAGGGGAAUUUUGCAGGGUGUAUGAAAACCAUAAAAGAAGCCAUGAAACUGAAAAAGGAAUCCAUCAAAAGCCUUCCACAUAACACUAUAACUGUUGAGUGCCUUGAAUGUUUGGCAAAGGUAUACAAAGGGACAGAUGACCGUCUGAACUAUGUUCAAACUUUGUACGAUAUAGAAACCGAAUGCUUGAGGCUUGAAAGAGUUUGUCGGCAGCAAAAUUACCUCCAGAAGCUUGAGAAAGUCAGUGAUACCCUAUGGGACAUACGCCAAAAGAUGGAACAUUUGAGUUUGUGAUUUUAUGGUCCAAACUUAUGUGCCAUUGACACGUUUACAAAUAGGAUUUCCAUCAUCAAUGUCUUUUAUUCUGUUUUGUUGCUCCGUGUGCGAUAGAUAUAAACACUUUCAUUUUUAUAUCUGUGUGAAUUCCAUAAUCCUUAAUCUUAAUUACCACACAUGCCUAUACAUUUCUUAUAGGUCGAUGGCAGAGAAGCGCAGUCACAUCUUUGUACAUGUGUAAAUUAUGAGUUUGAUAUAAGUUAUUUUUGAUACUAUUAUUUUUAAUGUUACAAUUGUAUUCAUUCGGUUUUGUUAUACCUGUGGUCUUAUUCUGAUACUUAAUGACAGUGGAUAUCUUCUUCGGCGGAUGGUUUAGGCCACUGGCUUAAUAUCACUUUCACUUGCUGAAGAGUAGAAUUCCGUCAUUUGAGGAAGCCAUCCAGUUGGAAGAUGAAGGUUGUUCAAAUCAGCGGCCCGUCCAUGCCUGAAAUGGUGCUGCUAGGGGCAUCUGGAUCAUCAUCAAAAGUUGGAAAGUCAUCAUAUGACAUAUAAUCGUUAUCUAUGAUGUUACACCCAACAAAAUAAACUUAUUUCAUGAUAGUAAUUAAAGGUCAAAUUUUUCGCAUACUCCUAUGACGUCUUUAAUAAAGUAGAAAAUUUUAGAUUUACUUAAUUAACUUGUUUGGUAUUCUUUGGUUCAAAAUUACGUAUUGAAACAGAUACAAUCUUAUUGUGCUAAAACUGAUAAUCCAUCUUCAAGCUCAUGGUGUAUGAAGUCCCAUUGAGCAGUUAUUAAAACAAAGUGCAUCGGUCAUUAAGCAAAACUUUUUCAGUUGAUAACUGGUUUUGAAAGUUAUAAUGCGUACUGACAUAACAUUGUGUUAAACUACUAUUUAUUUAUUUUAUUUUUUUUGUCAUAAAAGACAUUUAUUAUGCAAAUUCAUUUUUUUUACUACAAGGACAAGGAAAGGGAGUCAAAUGACCUGAAGUUUCACAUGUUUCGGUAUCACCAAAAUAUUUGGCCGUAAUGAUCUUAUCAUUACGAUACAAUGUAUUAACGAUAUUAUUUAUUGUAAUAACGAAAUAUUUUCUCGUAAAAAGGAGAUAUGAAGUCGUCAUGUAAUGAUCUCGUAGUCAUAUGACACGUGUAUACGGGUGAUUUCUGCAAUAAUGACAGAAUAUCUCGUAAUUACGCGAUACGAACGUUUAAGUUUUUGAAAAACGAUAAAAAUUAUUGCAAUAACGAAAUGUUUUCUCGUACGAAACAUGAAGCCAUCAUAACGAGUAUAGAUCUCGAUGUAAUGUGAUAAGGGUUAUUUUCUUAUAAUAAUGAUAUCUCGUAAUUACGGGAUAAGACGUUUUUCCGAAUGAAUCUGUUUGAAAAUUGAUGUAAAAGUUCCAUUUCUGUUUUGUAUAGACCAGAUGAAUUAGAAAUUGCAAAAUGUUUGAUGUUAGGAGUUUCUCAUACCAGUCAUAAAAGUAAAAAGCACAAGUAAAAAGUGUGUAUUUUUUUCUUUU